This is a messenger RNA of Drosophila mauritiana, 2815 nucleotides long. Its product is annotated as putative fatty acyl-CoA reductase CG5065. Gene Ontology annotation, cellular component: peroxisome. Lineage: Eukaryota; Metazoa; Arthropoda; Insecta; Diptera; Drosophilidae. The record is from RefSeq and is a predicted model, not a curated record. Gene Ontology annotation, biological process: long-chain fatty-acyl-CoA metabolic process. Bases 359 to 2236 code for a protein of 625 amino acids. The transcript has 10 exons. Gene Ontology annotation, molecular function: alcohol-forming very long-chain fatty acyl-CoA reductase (NADP+) activity.
UACAAAACUAACCGAAAGCAACCUCCAGGACAAGCGACUCAUGGAAACAUGGACAGACGCUCAACGGCGACAGAAGGAUUUUCAACUAGCUUUUCGAAGGACUUAAUUGAAUAAAUUUUUAUGAACAAUUCAGCAGCUUCCAAAUAGGGAAAAUCAGAGUAAGCACUUCCAAACCGAAAAUAUACCUAUUAGACGGCAAGAAGGAAUAUAAGGGAUCUACCGCCCUUGGAAACUUGAACGCACACUGCAAAUGACAAAGAACUGCUUCCUACUUUAACAUAAGCGCAGGAUUAUAGCACACAAAAAGGAUAAAGAAGAGAAAACACACACAGACAAAACACACAGACAACAAUCGAACAUGUCACACGCGGCAGCCAACAAAACGGAAACGGAAGCAGCGCCAAACAGCAGCCUCAAACAGUCCGCAGCCCCCCAGCCCGCAAACAGUCACGAUGCCAAGCUGCUCAACGGCACCUUGGCCCGAACCAACGGACUAACCCAUGCCGCCAGCGUGGCCAACUCCUCCUCCGGCAGCUACGGCAGUUCGAGUGCGGCCGGGUCCAACGCGGGCUCCGGCGGAGCCGCCUCAUCCGCGUCCUUAUCCUUAGCGGCGGCGGUGGCGUCCUCGACGGCCCUGCCCUUGCCGCCCAGCAGCAACGGCCUUCAGAUGCCCUACGAGCGUUUCCGGGCGGACGACACCAGCUACGUGCCCAUCGCCCAGUUUUACGCGGGACGUAGUGUCUUCAUCACUGGCGGAACUGGAUUUAUGGGCAAGGUCCUGGUGGAGAAGUUGCUGCGCUCAUGUCCGGAAAUAAGGAAUAUAUAUCUACUGAUACGACCGAAACGCGGUCAAGAAGUGUCAGCACGACUCACGGAACUACUGAAUGCACCACUCUUCGAAUCACUGCGUCAGGAGAAGCCCAAGGAACUCAGCAAAGUCAUACCCAUUUCGGGCGACAUAACUUCCGAGGAACUGGGUAUUUCAGAAAAGGAUCAGAACCUACUGUGUCGCAAUGUUUCCGUUGUCUUUCACUCGGCUGCCACAGUGAAAUUCGAUGAGAAGCUCAAACUGUCAGUCACAAUCAAUAUGCUGGGCACGAAACGCCUCGUCGAGCUCUGCCAUCGCAUGCUGUCACUGGACGCACUAAUCCAUGUAUCCACUGCCUAUUGCAAUUGCGAUAGAACCGAUGUGUCCGAGGUUAUCUACGCACCGCCCUACAACCCCGAUGAUAUCAUUUCACUAAUCAACUGGCUUCCGGAGGAUAUACUCGAUCAGCUUACACCGCGCCUGAUUGGCAAGCGUCCCAAUACGUACACGUUUACAAAAGCCUUAGCGGAGCAUAUGUUACUUAAGGAGGCUGGUAAUCUGCCCGUUGCCAUUGUGAGGCCAUCGAUUGUGACUGCCAGUCUGAAUGAGCCGUUUGCCGGUUGGGUGGACAACUUCAAUGGGCCAACGGGCCUGGUUUCGGCGCUGGCCAAGGGCAUGUUCCGCACGAUGAUGUGCGAGAAGAACUAUGUGGCUGAUAUGGUACCUGUCGAUAUUGUGAUUAACCUGAUGAUCGCCGCCGCCUGGCGCACAGCGACCCGCAAGUCAAACAACCUACUCAUCUACAAUUGUUGCACCGGCCAGCGCAAUCCCAUCAUCUGGUCGGAGUUUGUCAAACACGCCAUGACGAGUGUGCGCAAGCAUCCCCUGGAGGGCUGCCUGUGGUAUCCGACUGGCGACCUGCGCAUGAACCGCCCCAUGAACACGCUGAAUUGUAUAGCCAAGCACUUUUUACCGGCCUACAUACUGGACGGAGUGGCUAGAAUCAUGGGCAAGAAGCCAUUCGUUGUCAACGUACAAAAUAAAAUUGCCAAAGCUGUGGAAUGCCUCGAGUACUUUGCCACACGCCAAUGGCGCUUCAAGGACGACAACGUUCACGCCCUGCUGCACACGCUGAGUCCCAAGGAUCGCGAGAUCUUCGUCUUCGACGUGCGCCACAUCAACUGGGACAAGUAUGUGGAGCGCUACGUUCUGGGCUUCAGGGAGUUCCUGUUCAAGCAGCGACCCGAAUCGCUGCCGGCCAGCAGAAAACGCAUGCUCAGGCUCUACUAUCUGCAUCAGCUGACCAAACUGGUGGCGGUGCUGCUCACCUGGCGCUUUUUGAUGUCGCGCUCGAAGCGCCUGAACGACUUGUGGAGCUCCUUCCUGGAGAACGCGCUCAGGAUGGCACGCUUGAUACCCUUUUUGUAAUUAAAUGCGUAUGGCGACCGGUGUGGAAGCUUGGAGACAGCAGUUGCGUACAUAUGUAUAUGUGCUGUGAUCUGGCGGUAACUGGCAGGAGCUGUCAGGAUCGGCGAGGAUCCACUUCUUUGCGAUUGCUAAAUGCUUUAACAUGGCGUACAUCUUAGAGGUUUUUAGCAAAUAGUUAUAUUCAUAUUUUUUAUAUAUGUUACAAAUGCGUAAACAGCAGAAGCCCACAACAACACAUCCAAACAACCACGAGACACAAGGAGCGUCAGCAAACUAACAUUAAAAUAUUGACAUUACGCAAUGGGGUAACUAAAUGGCAUCCAUCACAUUUAUUCAGGUGCAAUUAUGAGGUCACAGGUUGAGAGGGCCCGGUGUCGGUUGUUGUCUCCACUUAUCUCUCUCCUUCUGCGAGAUUGUACAAUUUUUGUGAAAUAAUUUAAACGCGCAAGGAGAAAGCCCAAAGUCGAGGAGAAUUCCACAAUUUUGCAAAUUGAGAUAGAGAAUCGAGUGAAUUUAUUGUCGGGACUCGUCGACGAUGAAGCAUGAAUUAGUACAUCCAAAACUAUACGAAAAAACAAA